Nanorana parkeri is the source of this 1935-nucleotide messenger RNA. It is a transcript of the gene RASGEF1A, whose product is annotated as RasGEF domain family member 1A. The transcript has 14 exons. Gene Ontology annotation, biological process: Ras protein signal transduction; positive regulation of GTPase activity. Gene Ontology annotation, molecular function: guanyl-nucleotide exchange factor activity. Bases 351 to 1784 code for a protein of 477 amino acids. The record is from RefSeq and is a predicted model, not a curated record. Lineage: Eukaryota; Metazoa; Chordata; Amphibia; Anura; Dicroglossidae. Gene Ontology annotation, cellular component: plasma membrane.
UCUUUUUCUUGUCUUGCAGCUUCCCUCCAGUUGACUACAUCGCUCCCUCCCUGUCUCCCUUGCUCAUGCACAUGCUCCCCCUGCAGUAAGAUAAGAAAUGAGACACUCGACUCAAUACAGGCUGCUGGAGCAGAUUGAAAGAAGCCAGUGCUAAGCCGGGUAACGGACCAGCAUCUUAGCAUCUCACUAGCAUUUUCACCUGCCUUUGUGCUACAAGAAAGAGAGAGCCGCAAGCCCAGACCUGCUGAAGGUUGUAUUCUCUGCUCUGGUCACACCUGCAUCUUACUACGGCUUCAGAAAAUCCUGCCGCUGGUGUGUGUGAAUGCCCGUGGAAGCAGCUAUGGGAAAGUAUGCCACAGACACCAAUAUUUCCCAGCAUGCUUGGCUCUGCCUGUAGUGGACAGGUGCAGCCAGAAAUGGGUGAGCAGUGUGGAGACCCAGUUUACCAAGAUGGCUGUUUGGUGUCUGGGUCCUUGGAAGCCUUGAUUGAACGCUUGGUGCCCACAGUGGAUUAUUAUCCUGACAGAACGUAUAUCUUCACCUUCCUGCUGAGCUCACGUGUCUUCAUCCACCCCUAUGAGAUCCUUGCGAAAGUGGGACAGAUCUGCAUCAAACAGAAACAACAGCUGGAAGCUGGGACGGAGGCUGACAAGGCCAAGCUGAAAUCUUUUGCUGCUAAGAUCAUCCAACUUCUGAGAGAGUGGACAGAGACGUUUCCCUUCGAUUUCCAAGAUGAGAGGGCCAGGAAAGAGCUGAAGGAGAUCGCCCAGAGAAUCACACAGUGUGAUGAGGAGAAUGGAACAAUCAAGAAGAGCAUCAGUCAGAUGAUGCAGAAUGUGCUCCUCGCCCUGUCCACGCGGGGCCAGUACCAGGAGGUCCGAGAGAAGAUCCGCCAACCAGUCACUGAUAAAGGGACUAUUCUUAAAGCUAAACCCCAGUCUGCCCAAAAGGACAUCCUGAGUGUGUGUGGAGAUCCACUCAUCUUAGCCCAGCAGCUUACGACAAUCGAAUUGGAACGGUUAGGAAACAUUUAUCCCGAGGAUCUCAUGCAGAUUAUAACUCACAUGGACUCCUUGGAUAAGGAUAACCACAAGUGCCGAAGUGAUGUUACCAAGACCUAUAACCUAGAAGCCUACGACAACUGGUUUAACUGCCUCAGCAUGCUGGUAGCGACAGAAAUCUGCAGGGUGGUAAAGAAGAAACAAAGGACAAGGGUGAUGGAAUUCUUCAUAGAUGUAGCCCGGGAAUGUUUUAACAUUGGAAAUUUCAACUCUAUGAUGGCCAUCAUCUCUGGGAUGAACCUCAGCCCUGUUGCACGGCUUAAGAAGACAUGGUCGAAAGUCAAAACAGCCAAGUUUGAUGUACUAGAGCAUCACAUGGAUCCAUCCAGUAAUUUCUGCAAUUACCGCACAGCACUCCAGGGGGCGACACAAAGGUCUCACAGUGCUAACAGCAGCCGGGAGAAAAUUGUUAUCCCAGUUUUCAACCUGUUCAUCAAAGAUAUCUUCUUCCUGCACAAAAUCCAUUCCAAUCGUUUACCUAAUGGACACAUCAAUUUUAAGAAAUUCAUGGAGAUCUCCAGGCAGAUUCACGACUUCCUCACCUGGAAACAGGUGGAAUGUCCAUUUGAAAAAGACAAGAAAAUUCAGACAUACCUUCUCACUUCACCAAUUUAUACAGAAGAAGCUCUCUUUGUGGCUUCUUUUGAAAAUGAGGGUCCAGAUAAUCAUAUGGAGAAGGACAGCUGGAAGACUCUCAGGUCAACACUUUUAAACCGAGCCUGAGAAGAUCCACAAGAUGUCUGAAGCACACACCUACUUUUUUUUUGUUUUGUUCCUGUUGUAUUGUGCCAGAAUGUUUGAGUCAGGAAGACAAUCCUCGCUGGUUGGGGGUCUGCUGAUUUUUGUAUAUAAACUUUUACAAGUCUAAAAAAAA